GGCACUCCUCUAUAAAAAUGUAACUUCCUUCUAACUUUUUUCACUCAGACCGCACCUUGCACUGUGAAGGAUCAACAGCAUCUGAUAGACGUCUUUCUCCACCAAAGCAGAUCCUGCUGGCAGCAGCAGUGAAGAUGGCUGUCCUGUGCUGGAUGGCUGUAACGCUGGGUUUGUUCCUGUCUGCUGGAAACAGUUUGGCUGAUGUGGACCAGAACAAACUUGCGGGAAUUGUAACAGAGAUACUGAAAAGGUAUAGACCAACCUACAUGGGCAGCCGGGGUCAAAGAAGAAGACCCAUGUUCAGUCUGGCUGUAAGCAUCCCAUUCGACAGUGGCAGGAACAUUUAUGACAUCGGUCAAGUCACUGACACCCGUGACCAAGUGUGGCAACGUAUUUUGAACAGAUGUGAAGUGUACACCAGUCAGAGGAUGGUCGCAGCUACAGUUCUGAGAUGGCCCAAUGUUGUGGAUCAGUGUCCUGAGGGACGUGUGCAAUGGUCUAUUCCAGCAAAAUGUGGUCAAACGUGGGCUGAUGUUCAGAAUCUGUGUCCUACCGUAUUUAAAGAUGGUAGAGCUGAUCAUGCAGAGUACCGUACUCUACAAAACUUUAAUACCUUGGUGAGCGAUCAUGACGAAAAUGAUUUAUUGCUUUUCUACGUUCUUGCUUCCCCGUGUGAUAAAAGAUGUGCAAGUGAAUCGAGUCGCUUGAACAUUCUCAACAGCAUAAAAAUGAUUAAACAGUGGAAGAACUAUGCUGUGGUGUUUUCCGAUGUAUUCAAGCCCCGUGGUAGUGAAUCCAUACCUGAACAAGACCUACGCGGAGCCAUUGAGCGGCUUGGUCAGUCAGUUGGUCUGAGCAAUAUAUUCCGUUGCAACGGAGAUGUGGUGCAGUGCACAAGCUGCUCUAGUGGUACACAAGUUACACCCUAUUGUUAUUCAGACACAGCACAACCUGGUCCCAGCCACAACUUGCCAUCCACUUCAUACAACCAGCCUCAACGAGGCAGACGUCGUUCCCCCUCACAAGGUGGUCAGAGUGACAGAGGCAAGCAAAGCAACAAUAUCAGUCCAAGACCUGGGGUUUCCACAAAUGUUGACAGUGGGGGUCAGGGUGGCACGGUCAGCGGAGGGGGCAAGCGCCGGCGAAAGCGUAAAAAAGGGAAAAAAAGUAAUAAUACUAAUGACAGUGUUUCUGCCUCACAAAGUGGUCUUGGGGUCAGUAAUGCUGAUGUUGACAGUAACACAGGAGGAGGUCAGGGUGGCACAGGCAGUCACACAGUCCGAAAAGUGGGUGGACGCAGAGUAUGGACAAAAGGCAGAGUCAGGGGGAACAAGCCGAAGAGUCAGCAGGGGAAGAGUAAGAAAAAAAAGCAGACAAAUAAGAAGAAGAAAACACAAAACAAAGGGAGAAAACAAUGGAGCCAGGAUGUACAGGGGAGGGCUAAAAAGCAGAAGGGGCAGAAGGGUAAGCAGCAACAGAGGCAGAGGGGUGGAGAAAUUAGGAGAAUUGAUCAGCCACAGAAGAGGAGGAAGCGGAGGAGGGGCUAAACACAAAAGUGUUAGCAGGAGCAGAGGAGGAGGGAGGAAUAGAAGACAGUGCAGGGUGAGCUUAAAAAACAAGUCUGCAUAAAUAUGAUAGUACUUGAUAAAAGAAGGCGAACUGCACGAUAGAUUUGAACUGCCAUAACUCAGUGGUUGUGAGUCUGACUCUGGCCUUGAAAUACACAAUUCAUCCUUGCACAACGCGCUAAUAUACUAAGAUUGAAAUAUUUUCCAUAAAUCAUGGCUGCCAUCAGAGAGUCAGUUGAGUCUAGCCUGUUGUCUACGCGACAUAUCUAGUCAGCUAACUUGAGGUUUGUUGCUUCAUUUACAUAUUGUCCUAUUUGUAUGCAGCCCUUUUCACAUAACUAGCAGAUAUUUAAAAAAAAACCCACACAUAUUACUACCCUGACUGGGUUGUAAAGAACUUUGCCGGUAAUUGUCUCAUGUCUGACUAAAAUUACAAGCUAAAAAAUAUUUAAUAGAUUUUGAACUGUUAUAGCAGUACUGAUAUCAAUACAUUUUGCAGCUAAAUCAUCCCGACCAACAGAUAUCUUCCUUUUGGAACACACUGAGGUCUAACUGUUUUGCAUAUUUACAAACACACAGAACACGUGUGGGAUGAGUAUGAGAGUUGGACGUAGUUCUUUGUAAUAUUAUGGUGUGCAAACUGUAGGAUGAGAAGGAGGGGCAGUCCAAGCAUUUUGUGCCAACGUUCCACACAGAUUUUGAUUUGGUGUUUAAAGUGAUAAUUUUCAUUUUGUAUGUAUUAACUAAAACUUGUAAUUGUAUACUCUACUUCUGUAAAGCAAAUCCUCUAAUGUUCUGUUAUUUCUGAUUAAAGAUUGGCUCAGCUUCCA
Messenger RNA from Micropterus salmoides (largemouth bass), 2398 nucleotides. RefSeq lists its product as uncharacterized. The transcript is spliced from 6 exons. The record is from RefSeq and is a predicted model, not a curated record. NCBI's taxonomy places the organism in Eukaryota, Metazoa, Chordata, Actinopteri, Centrarchiformes, Centrarchidae. The coding region runs from base 135 to 1547 and encodes 470 amino acids.